AACAAACCCAAAACAAUACACGACUGAUAACAGCUUGUUUUGUGGCGUUUAAAGGUACUAAGAAGACGCCUGAGGUCCAGAGGUUCGAUCAGUGUGGAUUACUUUUGAAGGCCUGGCGUUCAUUCAACGAUAUUGACAACCUCUCCCUCCUUUUUUUAGAGUUUGCAUGACUGAAGCGCUCAAGAGCGCUGCCAGUGGACAAUCAGACCAGCACACCCACCUUCCACACUCACUCGCAUAUCUCAUUUUCUUACUCCAAAUUACAUCGCCGAGGCUUGUUGGCGCGGAAAAAACACCGGAGAGAAAUUAGUUUGAAGUGUACGCCGCAGUGAGGCAGCGAACCAGCCACAAUCCAACAUGGAGUCCCCGCCUGAUCCAGCGAGCGACCCGGCCAACAGCGCCUCGGAGCCGGCUACCCCGGUCAGGGAAACCCCGGUAAGCCUGGAGACGCUCCGGAAAGCGGACCAACCAGCCCCGGUUCGAAGGCAGACCUGUUCGAGCACCAAUAGAGGCAUAUCGGUGACGAAGAAGACACACACCUCUCAAAUCGAAAUAAUUCCCUGCAAGAUCUGUGGAGACAAAUCAUCAGGCAUCCAUUACGGUGUGAUAACAUGUGAAGGCUGUAAGGGCUUCUUCAGGAGGAGUCAGCAGAGCAAUGCGGCCUACUCCUGCCCCCGCCAGAAGAACUGCCUGAUCGACCGCACCAGUCGCAACCGCUGCCAGCACUGCCGGCUGCAGAAGUGCCUGGCAGUGGGCAUGUCACGGGAUGCGGUCAAGUUUGGCCGCAUGUCCAAGAAGCAGCGAGACAGCCUCUACGCCGAGGUCCAGAAGCACCGGCUCCAGCAGCAGCAGCGGGACCACCAACAGCAGCCUGGGGAGGCAGAGCCACUCACACCGAGCUACGGCCUCACGGCCAAUGGCCUCACAGAGCUCCACGACGACCUCAGCGGCUAUAUGGACGGCCAUACUCCCGACGGCACCAAACCCGACUCGGCCGUCAGCAGCUUCUACCUGGACAUCCAGCCCUCCCCGGACCAGUCCGGCCUAGACAUCAACGGCAUCAAGCCUGAGCCCAUUUGCGACUUUGCCCCCGGCUCGGGCUUCUUCCCUUACUGCUCCUUCACCAACGGAGAAACUUCUCCCACCGUGUCCAUGGCAGAACUAGAGCACUUGGCCCAAAAUAUCUCCAAAUCACACAUGGAGACAUGUCAGUACCUGAGAGAGGAGCUGCAGCAAAUGACCUGGCAGGCCUUCCUGCAGGAGGAGGUGGAGAGCUACCAGAGCAAGCCGCGGGAAGUCAUGUGGCAGCUGUGCGCUAUCAAAAUAACAGAGGCCAUUCAGUAUGUGGUGGAGUUCGCCAAGCGCAUCGAUGGCUUCAUGGAACUGUGUCAGAAUGAUCAGAUAGUGUUGCUGAAAGCAGGCUCUUUGGAAGUCGUGUUUGUCAGAAUGUGUCGUGCCUUUGACUCGCAAAACAACACGGUCUAUUUUGAUGGAAAGUACGCCGGGCCAGAUGUGUUCAAGUCAUUAGGCUGUGACGACUUGAUCAGCUCCGUCUUCGAGUUUGGGAAAAACUUGUGUUCUAUGCACCUGUCUGAGGAUGAGAUCGCCCUGUUCUCCGCCUUUGUGUUGAUGUCUGCCGAUCGGUCCUGGCUUCAGGAGAAAGUGAAGGUGGAGAAACUCCAGCAGAAGAUCCAGUUGGCUCUUCAGCACGUCCUGCAGAAGAACCACAGAGAGGAUGGUAUCCUUACAAAGUUGAUAUGCAAAGUGUCGACACUGCGGGCGCUGUGUAGUAGGCAUACAGAAAAGCUGACGGCUUUCAAAGCAAUAUACCCAGACAUUGUGCGUGCCCACUUCCCCCCCUUAUAUAAGGAGCUGUUUGGAUCAGACUUUGAGCAGUCCAUGCCCGUUGACGGGUAGCAGCCCCGCCAGGCGCCAUGGCGCCCACCGUAUGGGGAAUGUGGAGGAGGAAUCUGAGACACUUUAUAUCAGUGCCCUGCACGGACAAGAUGGGACAAGAUGGCACGCUGCUCAACAUCUUCUUUUUCAUGGAGGAGUCGGGCCGACGGAGUUGAUUCUCAAGGUUUACUUUUGUGGUUCUCUUUGGAAGACUUGGGGAGGGGAGCCAACGCACCCCCUGAGAUGAGGACAAUUUCUGCCCAGCUGAACUUGACCAUCUUUUGGGCAUUUCUAAGACAAAACUCAUGAUAGAUGUCAAUCAUAUGCUCAUUCACUUAUGGACUUAUUGAUUUCAAAUUGUACAAAUUAGUCAUUUUGGCGUUGGCAUGUUCCACUGGAGCAUCCAUGCUCGUGUAAACGCUGAGAAAACUGCAAUAAUUCUCUUCAUUCAAAGCAGUUGCACACAUUCAAACAUGAAAUGCUCACAUUUUGGUCACGUUCGGCUGUUUUUUUCUCUCUCUCGCUCUCUCUCUCUCUCUCUCUUGUGUUCAGUCGUAUCUUUCGGAUGCAUUUCUUGGGACGCAAACUCACAGCGACUCGCGGGGAGGCUCUGUCGGCAUGGUGAUGCAAUCGGCACCUCCCUAUGGACAAUCGUUUGAAGAAGACUUUCAAAACAAAAAAGAACCAUAGAAUUCUGGUAAUUCUACUGAAAAUGAUUUUAGCUGUCAAAAAAAAACAAACCCUCCAUCCACCAUUGUUGCAUAGUGAAAUCAUGUAAGGCCAUCUGCUAUUAAUCCUUCUCUGGAAGGGUGCCCUGGAGAAGCACGGGGCACCAACACAAGGAAAAGGGUCCAUUCCACCUGUUUUAUAAUGUACUACAGGGUAUAUGGUCAUAAGUACUUACUAUACAGAAAAAAAGUAAUGUUUAUAGAAUCUAUUUUAAAUAACAUGUAUGAUAUUCGUAGUUAGACGAUUCUUAAUUGUUCAAUUGAUAAGGCACUUUUAUUUACAUCUUUGUUUAAUUUAAGACUUGUAUAUUUACCUAGUGAUGUGUUGCAUGUGCACAAGAAGAAAUACAAGUUGAACCGCGGCUACAAAGGCUAGUACUGGGAGCUGGAGGAGGUCAUGUCUGGCAGGGAGGAGUGUAGGGGGGGGGGUGUUGGCGCUGCUGCAUCGGUGGCCAUGAGAAGGCACAUUGGAGACACUCUAUCCAGAAUUGGAGCUCAAUGUAUUUGCGAAAUACAUUUGAAGCGCACAAAUGAAAAGCUGCCUUUCAAAAAGAUCAGAAUGUUCAGGUGUGUCCGAGAGGUACUCAUAUGAAUCAUACUGAGAGCUGCGUCUUAUAUUUUGCCACUCAUGUAGCUUAAUAAUUGAAUCUAAAUAUUAGAAACAGCUCCCAGUGUGAUGCAGUGCAGUACUACACCAAUACAACAAAAAAUAUGGUUAAAUUAAUCGACCUUGACCCGAGUUCAAAUUUGGUGUCAGUAGCAUUAACAGAGUGAAUAUUAAUUUGGUGAAUGGCUGGAAAUGACACAAAAAAUUGAAAAAGUAUUUCUAACAGUUUUAACAAUAUGCAAUUAAUUUCAUCCUUGGUAUUUUUUGCACAAUAUAUAUUUGGUAACAGAUUACUUACAGGGGGAAAAGUGCUAUGGAUAUGUAUUUUUUUUUUCUCUUGUAAACUUAUGGCUGAAGUUAACAGGAUUCCUUACAAUGGUGCAAAAAAAUCUGAAUAAUUUUCAGAACUGCAAAAACAAAAUACAUACAUUAAAUAUAAUUCAAAUAAACUGAACUUGCAUUUUCACUCCAAAUUUGCUCAGGUUUGGACUGAUCUGCACAGUAACAAUUGGACGCUGCCUGGUGGGGUACAUUGUGGUUAUCUACAGCCAUGUGUUACCACUCAUCUUUGUGAAAGGCCUGAUUUUUUUAAAUAUUUGUGAAGCGAGCCAAGUGCAAUCCAAUUGUUCCAUCUAGUGGAAGGUAAAGACACAGCAAGCAGUGUCAGUGCAUGGUGAAAUAGGAUUUGGAUAUUAUUUUGUUUGUGGAGUGACUUUAUCUGCCUUCUCAAGCCAGCGCUGCAGAAAUAACAAUGAAGGGAAAGUGAAUAUUCAAAGCCUUGUCUGGUCGUAAAGCUUCUAUUUUUGUAACACAUUUUUUUCCCAUUGGUUAAUGAAGUCAAGAAAGGGGAAAACGGGGUGAAAAAAUGUCAGAUAGCACUUAAGUAUAUUCCCGCAAUAAUUAGACUAGCAGUUGUUUGUACGAUUAGGGAAGAGAAGCAUAAAACGUUAGGACAAGUGCUAUUUUCAGAAUGCUUUGUUGUCGUGCUUCUGUUUUUGUUGAGUGUGUCUUUCUUGUCGCUGUGGUCGUAAAGUGAUAGACAAAAAAAACACAAAAAAAAACCCUCAAUGUGCCAAACGGUAGUCGUCGCUUUCUGCUUUCCAAGUCUAUGGACUCCUAAGACAUUCCAGCAAACUCAGUAGCGACUUCUAGGAAGAACUUUAUUUUUAAAGGCAACACACACACACAAAAAAAGAGAAAACGUACAUUAAAAAAAAGACAUCCCUUUAGAAGCAUGCCAGCAAAUCUGUCACCAACCAUGACUUUUUGUUUUCUUGCUUGCACACCGUCAUUCCUCUGCCGUGCAAUUUGUGCAAGGUGUCCCUACUGCCUUGUACCGUCACCCCUCAGGGAAGAGUUUGUUUCAUUUGAUUGUUGUGUUAUUGUUUUUGUUCAGGGAUGCUCCACCGCCAUUGGUUGACAUGUGAAUAUUCAUUACUGACAGGGGCCACUCAUAGACCACUUAGGCCCCUUGAGGUCAAAGCAAAAGCCACAAAAAGGAAGAGAAACAUCACUUUUACAACAUCACUUUUAACAACAAAAAGAGUCAAAGGUGUCAUCAGGGUCCCUCUUUGUUAGCCAAACCAAAUAUUCUUAUGCAAUACUAAAUCUGUUGAUGUUUGGGUUGUAGUAUUUAUGCUGUAGCUAGAAGUAAUCAUAUGUUUUGAUGCACAAGCCCAGUACCACAAGUAAAACCUCAGUCUCCCAGCAGAACAAACUUUCCAUUCUGGAAAAGUGCUAGACAAUCCAGGAAGGAGAGGCCCUGGCCGAGAGGAUGAGGUGUGUACGCUCAGGGAGGAGACAACUAUUAGACGCUCACACACACACACACACGCACACGCGCGACGAGGUGAAAAUGUCCUGUCUUAUUAUUUAUUUCCUGCAGGAAUCUUUCUUGACAUUAACUUUAAAAAAAUACCCCCUAAAAGGAGAGUGUGUUUGAGUGUUUUUAAUAUGUAAAAUAAGCAAUAUGGCCUUGUGGUGUGAUUACGGGUUUGACUGACUUUAUCCAUGCAGCCAACUUUUAGAAAGUAAUAAAUCCGCCGUGGUCAUCAGAGUGUCCAAAUAUAAAGCUGUAAAAUCUUUCUGUAAAUUCUCAUUCAGUUAAUCAAGGGAUUGAUGUGUGCUACGUGUGCUAUUCAAUCAGUGUAUAGUAAAAUGGUCCUCCUGUCUCUGUUCUGUUGUCUCUUUGUACAAAGCAAUAGUGUGUGUGUGUCUGUGUGUGUGUGUGUGUGUCUGUGUGUGCGUGUUGUCGGUGUGGUUAAAUAACUUACAAAAAAAAAAAAACACCCAGACAAGGCUUUAAUAAUUACAAAGGAACAGGGUUAUGUGGGAGAGAAAGUGUUGAUCUUUUAAUUAUUAUUUUUAUUUCAUUUUUUUUUUUAAUGCUGAGCUCAAUCCAUCCUCAGUAGAUAGCAGGUAAAGUGUGACAUAACGCCUUCAACAAUGCAACUGGAUUUUAAAAUUAUCCUUAAUAGUGCACUCAAUGGAAUUAUUUUAUUUAUUUUUUUACUUUUUUUUUUUAUUUCUUUUCUGUUUGGCUGUGUGACGUCAUGUGGUUCUACUGCCAUAGAGCAUCCCAUCCCAGGAUAGCAUGCACAUAUGGUUCCUUGCUCUCUGAAAAGCUCCAUCGUGAGUCGUUCCUGAUGAUACAUUGUGAAGCUGUGCGUUAUGUCACCCUUAAAAGACGACCAUUCUGUUUCAACACAUUUUCCAAAGCACAUCUGAUAAGGAUUCAAAUAGGAAUCUAGUUUUACAAAAUAAAUGAAAAGCAACUUUUAGCCAUAAUUGAAUGUCAAGCAAUAAUAUAUGUCUUUGUGUAUAUAUUUCUUUCUUUAAUUUCUGUGUAUCUGCAUGUAAAUACACCUUUAUUUAUCACUUUUGUUUUUGUUUUUUUUUUACGUUGCAUCUGGAUAGUUCCCAGGUGGAGAACCAAGAAGCUGACAUGGCCUGUAAAGACAAUUGCUCACUCUCAUCCUCACCAUAUUUAAUAUUAUUGAUCACGUGUAUAAAGGUAGCUUCUGUCUGUGUAGGUAAGAGGAAAAAAAACUGCUUACUAAGGACUAACCGAUGAGAAUAUUUAUGUGUUAAACAGCAGCACCAUUUUGUACGAUAAGUCCAGUUUGCUUCCCUCAUUUAGGAUUAGGUUAGAAUUUAGGGUGUGCUGAUUUAUUUUGUGUGAUGCUAGGUAAGUUUGUGAACAAAAAUGUUGAUUACUAAGCCCGGCCGCCCUAUCAGUUCAUUCAUUUCACUGCGUCCAGUAUUACUAAUAUUAAUAUUAGGACUCGAUAAAUAAUGGUAAAAGUUGCCAAGCCAGUACCUGUAUCAGUGUGCUCGUCUUGGCAUAAUAAGAAACUUCUUUCUGACUUAUAGCAAAAGCUAGUAUUUGCUAAGUAACAAGCUAUUUAAGGAUGCAGCAGUAUUGUGUUUAUUUUUCUUUGCACGAUCGUCAGACAACAAGAACACGCUGAGGCUGUAGUUUCUCUAAGAAGUAUUUACCUCUUUUGUGUCUGCAUAGUUCCUUACAUGAUGCAGAAAAGUGGUGCUCGGAUCAGGCAGGGGGUUUGCUUAUGUUUUGUUGCCCAUUUUGAAGGAAAGUGUACACGGAAGGCCAACGUUUUCUCUCCACUCCACACUGUAGCAAAUAUGAAUACGUUCGCAAUAAUACACAGUGUUUCACACUGAGUGCCUCUCGGUGUAGCAAUGGUUUUUGAUUGUCCUUUUGGGGGGUUUUACACAAUAUGUACUGAAGUGACAAUGUAUUUUGUAGGAUCAAUUCUCAAACGCACACAUUUUUUUUUGGGUUAUGUGUGAAACAUUUUUCAUGCAGUGUUAAAUAGUUUCAUUGUACAGAGUCAUGCUUCACCUGGUUUGACUGACACCUCAGACAAAUCAAUGCUCAUUUCACACACAGGUCUUUUAUUUUUCUGGUAUUUUUCACGCAUUGUACAUGAAGUAUUUGUAUGUUUGUACAUCUGGAUUCCUUUCUUGUGUCUGUGUUCAGUGUUGGUUGUGUAAUCGGAAGGAUGGUUAGAGCAGAGGUGGAGAAAGUGGAAAUUGUCACCAAUUUUGAAGUCACAUGUUUGCUACUGAUGUUAAAUUUGGGGACGGAUGCUCAUGUACCUUUUUAAUCCAGCUCUUUUGAACUCUCUCUUUAGCAGGUAGUCAAUUCACAAAUGUAGUUUUGCUCCUUCUCGUCUGAUGAUUCUUAAAUAUGAAAAUAAGUAUUUUGAUUCAUUUUGUAAAUACAUCUGUAAAGAAAAUAAGAAAAUUUAAUGUUGUCUUUUAAAUACUUUUCAUUCUAAUAUGAAUGUUGUUAUAUUGUACUUAGAAACUGUACCUUUAAUAUUACCUUUAUUAAAAGUGCAUUGGACACAUCGGUUUUAGAUGUGCUUUAUGUGCUGUUAACCCAUAAUAAAAUUUACCGCUUGUAA
Molecule: messenger RNA, 7664 nt
Organism: Doryrhamphus excisus (bluestripe pipefish)
Lineage: Eukaryota; Metazoa; Chordata; Actinopteri; Syngnathiformes; Syngnathidae
Gene: roraa
Product: RAR-related orphan receptor A, paralog a
Biological process (GO): regulation of transcription by RNA polymerase II
Cellular component (GO): nucleus
Molecular function (GO): zinc ion binding; RNA polymerase II cis-regulatory region sequence-specific DNA binding; nuclear receptor activity
Source: RefSeq, a predicted model, not a curated record